Elgaria multicarinata webbii is the source of this 6040-nucleotide messenger RNA. RefSeq names its product pyruvate dehydrogenase kinase 1 (gene PDK1). The transcript has 11 exons. Gene Ontology annotation, molecular function: pyruvate dehydrogenase (acetyl-transferring) kinase activity. NCBI's taxonomy places the organism in Eukaryota, Metazoa, Chordata, Lepidosauria, Squamata, Anguidae. Gene Ontology annotation, cellular component: mitochondrion. The record is from RefSeq and is a predicted model, not a curated record. The coding region runs from base 344 to 1576 and encodes 410 amino acids. Gene Ontology annotation, biological process: regulation of glucose metabolic process; protein phosphorylation.
UUCCUACCUCUACGGCGGCUCAGCCACCACAGCCUCUCUGCCCCCCCCCGCCUCUCGGCUGGGCGGCGGAGGUCGUGGUGGUGGAGAAGGAGGAGGAGGAGCAGCAGCUGCUGCUACUGUUGUCGUCGGGCCUCUUGUCCCUGCUUCGGCGUCCUCACCCACUCGCCUCCUGCACGUCCUUGCAGAGCAGAGCCCGCCUGGGAAAAGGACGGGUCUCGGCUGGCAGCCGCUGAGGCUGGAAAUGGCGGCUGGGACGAGCUGAAAGGGGAGAGCCGAGCCGAGCCAAGCUCGCCCUUCCCGAGUGUUUGUGCCCUUUCUCCUUCUGUCUCUGGCCGGGGUCGUCAUGAGGCUGCUCCGGGCGCUGCUCAGAAGCGUCUCCCCGGCCACGAUCCCUCAGCAGGUGGAUUUCUAUUGCCGCUUCUCCCCUUCCCCGCUUUCCAUGAAACAGUUCCUCGACUUCGGAUCUGAUAAUGCUUGUGAGAAAACUUCAUUUAUGUUUCUGCGACAAGAGUUGCCUGUAAGAUUGGCAAACAUAAUGAAAGAAAUAAGUCUGCUUCCAGACAACCUUCUCAAAACACCUUCAGUUCAGCUUGUCCAGAGUUGGUAUGUCCAAAGUCUUCAGGAGAUCCUCAAUUUUAAAGACAAAAGUGCUGAAGAUUCAGAAGCUAUUUCUCGUUUUACAGAUACUGUGAUAACAAUCCGGAAUCGUCACAAUGAUGUCAUUCCUACCAUGGCUCAGGGUGUGAUAGAAUAUAAGGAUAACUAUGGUGUCGAUCCAGUGACCAGUCAGAAUGUGCAGUAUUUUUUAGACCGUUUCUUCAUGAGUCGUAUUUCAAUCAGAAUGCUUCUUAAUCAGCACACUUUGUUGUUUGGAGGAAAAAUCAAAGUUAACCCAGCUCAUCCAAAGCAUAUUGGAAGCAUUGAUCCUAAGUGCAGCGUUGUUGAAGUUAUAAAAGAUGGCUACGAAAAUGCAAAAAGACUCUGUGACUUGUAUUACAUGAGCUGCCCAGAACUUGUUCUUGAUGAGAAGAAUGUAAAGUCACCAGGGCAGCCCAUGCAGGUGGUGUAUGUACCAUCACAUCUCUACUACAUGGUUUUUGAACUUUUCAAGAACGCAAUGAGGGCUACCUUGGAGCAUCACGCUGAGCGGGCAGUUUACCCUCCAAUUCAUGUACACGUCACUUUAGGCAAUGAGGAUUUAACUGUGAAGAUGUGUGAUCGUGGUGGUGGUGUUCCUUUGAGGAAAAUAGAUCGCCUGUUCAACUAUAUGUAUUCAACUGCACCCCGUCCCCGUCCUGAGACAUCCCGAGCAACACCACUGGCUGGCUUUGGUUAUGGCUUGCCAAUCUCCCGUCUCUAUGCUCAGUACUUCCAAGGGGAUCUGAAGCUCUAUUCUCUGGAGGGUUAUGGGACAGAUGCUGUUAUUUUCAUAAAGGCUUUAUCAACAGAGUCUGUUGAAAGAUUGCCUGUGUAUAACAAAUCAGCUUGGAGACAUUACACAGCAAAUCAUGAAGCAGAUGACUGGUGUGUCCCAAGUAGUGAGCCGAAGGACAUGACAACAUUCCGCAGCACAUAGCAGUAUGGGACAGUUUUGCUAAGCUGAAGAAAGGCCUUAGCCCUCCACUUUGUGUUCUGGCUUACUCCAACACUACUCUAAUACUUUGUAUGGGGGAAGCAUACUUUUCCACUAAACAGAAGUCAAAACCCACAUAUCUUUCUGUAGUGUAUUGUGCAGUGUUCAUUUAAAAAAGUGAAUAUACCACUAAAUUUGUUCAGAUCCUUGCCUCUCAAAUUGCUUCUGCAAUGUACACAUUCUAGAUUAGUUAUAAAGAGACCAGUGCACAGCUUGUUCAAAUAUUGCAUUUAACUGUCAAACAUUUCAAUGAAACAUUCAUGGAACUGGUUUAUUUCUUUAUAAACCAUCUCUGGGAAUCAGUUGCACUAGCACAGCACUUUGUUCUCAAGGACUCCAAAAGUGCUUUACAACGCGAGAGAUACUAGAUAAAAGAUUAUCAUGUUUUGUUUUACUAUUUCUUGGAAUCAAACAGUUCGUUACUCCUAGUGUUAGCUCUAGGCAAAUACCUCUUGAGCUUUAAAUUUUGCACAUGAUUCAGCUAAAUUUAAAAGUGGUUGAGUGUCAUUUAUUUUAAUAGGAAGUUAAGCACAUACCACUAAAAUCAAUGGUGCUUGAAAGCAUUGAACUUUGAGUGGAUCAUGGCCUAUAUUUUCCAUUCCUGGGAAGCUUGAAUUAAAAUCUCUAAAUUGUAGUAUUGCAUAAAAAUGCCAUUAAUUAGCAGAUUAAAAAUAAAUGAAUUUGAUUUUUAAAAUAAAUGUGCUUCUACUCAAAAUUGUGAGGCGUUUUGUAUUUAGACUUUUGUCUAUAAGCUACAAAUGAAAAAAAUAUAUAAGCACCAUGUGCCACUGAUUUCAGUUAGAGAGCACUAAAUAGGUCUUCAAUAGUGCAAUCCUAUACAUUCAGAAUUAAGUUCCAUUGAGUUCAGUGGGGCUUAUUCCUAGGUACAGGAUUGCAGCAGCCUUAAUCUCCUAUAAAAAUUAAUGAGAUUGAAAAAUGCAUAACUUUGGCUGAGUUGUGCUACCACUUCUUAGGUAAAUUGGUGUUAUUGAUAAAGCCUUAACUUCCUUGUAAUUGAAUACCACUAAUACUUGCACUAGUUCUGCAAAGUACAACAAACCUUAGGUUGUUAAACUGGUCAUUAUGUGCACUGUACUUUUGAAAUCUGAUUGCAAUGGAUUUGUUUCUUUGCAUACUUAUAGUAUUUCUGUUAAAACACUAGGAUGGGCUCACUUGCAUUUACAGCACAUCACUUCUCAAAAUUCUUUUCAGAGAUGAUAUUUUAUAUUGCUCUAGCCUUUUAAAUACUUUCAUACGUAUUUAACUUUCUGUUUAUGCUCUCCCCAUGUUCUUCCAUACAAAUUUGACCAACAAUCCAGGUAAGCUAAAGUAGUAGCAUUAAACCAAUUUCAUUCCACUGAAUUCAGUUGAAUUCUAGUAUAUUUGGUAAUACCUUAUUACAGCCAUGGUAAUUUUGGGAGCGCAAUCCUAAGUGUCUACUCAGAAGUAUGUUCUGGUAUGAUAAAUGGGAGUUACUCCUAGGAAAGUGGGUAAAGGAUUGCAGCAUUAGACUGCACAUAGUGGGACAUGCAUAAGAUUGCUCUGUUAGUGAAUUUAAUGGCAGAAUUAGAAAAAUUAUAGCUCACAGAAGGGUUUAUCUCAUAAGUUAUGCGUAUAUCAUAUAGAAUAGUUGUUAUUGAUUUAGUCAGUACAGGAGUACAUAAAAUUUGCAAUGAUUGUAAUAAAUCUAGAUCUUUAAUUAGGCUGAGGUACAUUUGUUACCAGAUGUGCAGAAGCCCACAGCCUUUCUGUGCUGCAUGAAUCUUCGGCUCUGUGAAUCUUUCUUGGUGCUGUACUUAAUAUCCAGCAAAUGUGACAUGCAGGGCCCGUUCGCACGUAACGGUGGCAACUCAUUGGGUUAAUUAUUCUUGAGAUAUGCCAUGUUGUGUGACAUGCAUGAACCGCUUCUAAUUUGGAUAUGCAGCUUCUAAUUAGACAAAUUUACGAUGCUUCGUGACAUGUGAGCACUAUGGCUUGUUUGUGGGUUAAACAACCCAAAGAUGAUGAUAAGAAGUAUUCCUCACUUGCAUCUCCCUCUGGAUUGAGGUAGGGAACAACAUCAAAUAUAAAAAUACUAUAAAAUAUAUAAAACUGAUUAAAACAUAUAAAACUAAUACAUUAUUAAAAUAACAUCAAGACAUUUUAAAAUUCGACUGGGUAGGCCUGCUGGAAGAGAUCAGUCUUUAUGGCUUCCUUAAAUUCCAGAAGACUGUUAAGUUGUCAAGUCUCUCCCACAGUCUGGGAGCGGCAGAAGAGAAAGUCCUCUGGAUAAUGGUUGUCAGCCUAGUUUUCACUGACUGAAGUAAAUUCUUCCCAGACGACCUGAGUACGUGGGGCGGAUUGUACGGGAGAAGGCGAUCCCGCAGGUAACCUGGACCCAAACCAUGUAGGGUUUUAAAGGUAAUAACCAACACUUUAUACUUGACCCAGAAACUAAUAAAUAACACACAAUUAGUUAUUUGUUAAUUUUGGCUUGUUGUGUCUGGGAUCACAAGUCAUGAAGCUUCCUAUGGUUGGGCUGAUGGGAAGUUGCAUAUUCAAAGCAGUAGUGGAUCACAAGUAGGAUAAAGGAUCUCUGCAACUCUUCUUUUUCUUUCAUUGCUCAUAAAUUGCUGUAACUGCCUUUAAUUCACAUCUUCAAUUAUUAUUGAAUUGCCCUGUCCAUAGUCCUCUGUUCAUACACACUUCCAGAAAUCGAGAAUGUUAUUUUAGGCAGUUUGCACAACUGAGAAGAAGCCAGUGAGACAGAGAAGUAUAGUUAGAGCAAGGGUAAACAAACUUUUCAGCCCUUAUGGCUACAUUGGGUGUCUACUGGAUUGGCAGGGGGUGCCACGUCUGCACAUAACACAUUCACCACUUAUUCCUCCAUCUUGCAUACAUUCUAAUAUUUUUAAAAAACACUUCACUUUAAGACAGGGUGGGCAACUUGCACUGAAUUUCCUUGGGGUUAAAUCUGCAAGGCUGAUCCAUUAUGCACGUACACGCACACAUAUACUCCCCUCAUUUACUUAUUCACUUCACCCGGCUCAAACAUACACACCCCUACUCGCAGCUUUAACCCUUCCUCUGCCACCACCAAAACAAGAAAAAAUGUCCCAGGAACAGGCUAUAAGGUUCUUGCAAUAGAAGCUUCAUCCCAGGACGUUAGGUAUGAGGCCCUUAUUGCAGGAACCGUAGAGUGUUUUUCCUUUUUUCCCAGGCAGUAGCAGAGGCUGGGCAUCUUGGGGCUGUCAGACAGAGCUUGAGAGAUGUGUGCGCACACUCCUAAUGUAGAGUACAGUGCUGAAGGCCAUGAUCCUAAACACAUUUUACUCAGGGAAAAAACCCUUUACCAACAAUGGCAGUGCCAAAUUAUGUGUUUAGGUUUUGGGUGUUUGGGGAAAACAGGCCAUUUCCUCUUACCCUUUGGGACACAUUUCGUUGCAUUUUAUGUGCAGUAAAGAAUGAGGAUCCCCUUAAUUCAGCCAGUAGCAGCUUAGCAGAGCAAUUUUCAAAUGUGACACACAUCAAGCCUAGAUUAAUGUUACUUGAAGCAAUCAUCUUGGGAAGUAAACAUUUCAGCCAUUUGAGUUGGCCAGUCAAGGGGUUUUAGUAGGUUUAAAUACCAUAAAAAUGGUCAAAUUCUGAUGUAUGCACAUACUCGCCAUUCAAGAAAGUUUGAUAAUGUGGGGGUGAGGAAGAGGAGAGAAACUGGAAUCUCUUUCCUCUAUCCUGGAAUGAAAUCUGAGUGCCAGAGAGACUAAUAAUUAGGCUAUGGUCUUGGUCUUCAACAGAAACUAUAGAUACAGCCCUGUUUGAUAGGUUGAAAAUCAUAUUAGCAAACAUUAAACAACAUCCUACACAAGUUGUGUACCAUCGAUCUGGAUAUACAGGCAAUUCUCCCAGCUGGAUUGGGAUAAUAGUGUUGUGUUCAACAUUUUAAACUACUGAAAGUUUAGAGAAAAAAACAUAAUUGGUUGUGGGAAACUCAAGUGUUCAGGCAUAGGCAUUCAGUUGCUGUUAUUUUUAAAAUUUGUUUUCCUUUAAUAUAGUAUUUCAGAAAAUAUAAUUUAUAAUGUACUUUAUAUGGAUUGUACACUUGCUACUGGUACUCGGGCUAGGCUUAAAAAUGAUUUUGCUUGCAGCUGGAAGAGUAAAAUGGAAACACCAGACAUUUUGUAUUUGCUAAAAUUUUAAUCUACUGUGAAAAAUUUGCUUGCAAAAAAUAGCUUAUGGUGAUUUUUUGUAAGAAACAAUAAAGUCUAAGCAUUUUUUUUAAAUAAUAAUAAUGUUUUCAGCUGAUUAUGUGGAUAAUGCUGCUGUUAAAAUCAAGCUGAGCCCUUCUCACAGACCGCAGAUCCUGGACCAAACCCACAAAUAUUUUGGGUUGCUGUGAAUAUACAGGAACAAAUACAUAUUUUAAAAUUU